Molecule: messenger RNA, 2791 nt
Organism: Tupaia belangeri chinensis (Chinese tree shrew)
Lineage: Eukaryota; Metazoa; Chordata; Mammalia; Scandentia; Tupaiidae
Gene: ALKAL2
Product: ALK and LTK ligand 2
Exons: 7
Coding region: 1-558 (185 amino acids)
Biological process (GO): positive regulation of ERK5 cascade; positive regulation of ERK1 and ERK2 cascade
Molecular function (GO): receptor signaling protein tyrosine kinase activator activity; receptor tyrosine kinase binding
Source: RefSeq, a predicted model, not a curated record
AUGACUAACGCAGACCGGUCAUUACUACAUGGUGACAAGCAGUCCGAAGCGACACCCAUGACCAAGUUGUAUCUGCGUUCUAUAGCAUGGCUUUUCACAGGCGUCGUGGAUGGGAUAAUGAACACAAAGCAGUCCUGGCUGCAAGACUAUGAUAGCCUGCAAGAUGAUGCCGAAAAACAACCAGGCGGCCGGGGGCGCACGGAGCCCCGGGAGCCCGCAGACGGGCAGAUGCUGCUGCGCCUGGUCGUGGAGCUCGUCCAGGAGCUCAGGAAACACCACGCCGGGGAGCCCAAGAGACUGCAGCUCCUCGCCGGGCGGGCCGCCGACCCCGGGGCGUCCGCGGAGGAGCAGAGAGUGGAAAUUGUUCCUCGAGAUCUAAGGAUGAAAGACAAGUUCUUAAAACACCUCACAGGUCCUCUCUCUUUCGGUCCCAAGUGCAGCAAGCACUUCCACAGGCUGUACCACAACACGAGAGACUGCACCGUUCCCGCACAUUAUAAGAGGUGUGCCCGGCUUCUCACCCGGCUGGCUGUCAGUCCCAUGUGCAUGGAGGGGUGAGUGGGCAGAGCUGUGAAGCACACACACACCAGGAACCAGAGAAGUGCCUUGGAAACCGCAGGGGACGGACCAGGAUCUUUAUACACACUCCCUGUGAGCAAGAGAUUUAUUUUUGCACAGAUAAACUCUUCCAUAACCCUUUUGCGUUUCCUAUGUUGUUGACACUGUUUGCAGAUACACUGGUGAAUCGAUGUACCUGACAGUGACACUUGACGCUCAGUAUUUAAAAAAACCCAGGAGAACGUUCCACAUUCGAUGUGCAGAGCUGUAAAUGACGACAGUGACAUUUCCUUUUCCUGAUUAGGUGAAAUCAGAGUAUUUCUUUAGAGACACAGAAUCUUAAACUAUAUUUUCAUAUAGCAUACAGUAUGAUUUGAUAUUUUUUAUUAUUUUUACAAUUCAGUUCCCAAAACAUUAUUUGUAAUCGCAUGGAAAAAAAAACAAAACACCUUAGGUCAUGUUUUAGAGACAGUGGAGUGUGUAAAUCUGAACAAAACAGGCUCAUUCCGCUUUGUAUGAUAAAUGUAAAUAGUAUCCUACCUAUGGUGCAAAUGUAAAUCCUGUAAAUAAACACACAAAAAAUAAAUGAAGUGUUUGUUAUAAUGAACAGCCUUCGAAGUGGCUCCUUACCACUCCAGUUCCUCACUGCACACCCAGGACUCGCAGACCUUCCGAGGAAGCCUUGCACUGGCAGAGUAUCUCGGGGCCUAGUGGCAUGACUGGAUGAGCCUGAAGGCUAAGAAUUUCUAAAAGGAACAAACUAACCCUUUUUAAAAGUAGAGGCUACUAUAUAUUGGUGACAUAACUUCUUCAGGCCUGUCCUGACUGGGUAAGGGUGCCAAGCAACAUUGUACCCAGUAUUCCCCACAGGACUUUGUAACCCUGGAAACAGGAGACUAGUAAGAGGGACCCAAGACGUCUAAGCAGUCUGGGUUUACAGGUAGCUCUAUUCUACCAGCAAAUCUGAACUGGAUCAGACCCAAAGGGUGAGCCAGGUGGAGAGCAGGAUGUCCCUGUGCGUGUGGCGCCCUCAGCAGGCAAGGUCUAGAAACAGCGCGAUAGAGAAGCAGCCCUCGGGCCAGCCCUGUGUUUGAGGUGGAUGUGCAAGGUACAUAGACACACCAGAAAGAAAAACGAUCCGAUCGCAUUCAUGAAACUAACGAACAGUAAGGCAGGCCCCUCCCCCGGAUGGCAGAGCAAGGCUGAGGCGGGCGCUCCUGGGCCUUGUCCCCUUCCCCGGGUCUCUGCCCUCAGGGAGGCUGUCACCGAGCUCUGCGGCAGCCUAACAGCUCCUUCAAGAGCCAAAUGCUCAGGUGCGCAUGAGCAGAUGCCUCAGCCCUGCCUGACCUAGGCCUUCCCUGCACACACGCCCGAGCAGGUGUGCACGCCGCAUUCACCCCUCCAAAUUUCCGCUGGCACGGCAGUACGUGCAGCCCCCGGGGGGUCAGAACUCACUUCUAAUAAAGGCUCUCUCAGGACUUGAAGUCCCCGACCGUACAUGGAGGGUCCAGACAGGAGAGCAAGCUGUCAUUCCCGGCUGGGCUACACAGUAGGCUGCUAGGGCUGCUCUCAGGCCAGGCCCUGUCGUGGCUGGUUUUCAUCAUUUACACCCUAAUACUGAAGACACGUGUGCACAUACAGCAUCACGGAUGUUUGAGAGCGAGAAGAGGCAGUGUUUUCAAAUGCUGCUUGUCAGUAAAAAGGCAGGCAGACAUCAGAUUUAUCUGAGUUGUAUUUUUAUAACUCCCCAGUUUAUUCUGAAAACAAUAGUCUCUCAUAUGUACCCAUCGAUUUUGAAAUGCACGCUCUAAGUACACAGGAAUUACCUUAUUUGCCUAUAAACUUAUCAACACUGAUGAGAAUACUCCAACAAAGCGACAUUUAAGCCCCUCGGCCUGAGACCUUUCACAGCUUCCUUCUACCACGGACAUGUGAGUGCUCACAAACCCUUCGACGACCGUCCCGCCUGCCAGGACAGAAGUGGCCCUCGUGGGGAAAGUGCUUCAAGCAGGAGCAAACGCACUGGCCACCUCGCAACAGAAACAAGGCGAACGUGCACCGAGACGCAGAGUGUUCACAAUGAACGGCCUGGGGUUCCAUCCUCCUCCCUCCGGAGCUGUGAUCGACGUGGACGGGCUCCUGUAACCCAAAGGCCUAGGUGUUCAGGGAUAGGAGGUGGCCAGGUGAGUGGCACCUGUCCCGCAGCCACUGCGUGUGCAGCCGGACGGCCCAC